AGAGAGAGAGAGAGAGAGAGAGAGAGAGAGAGAGAGAGAGAGAGAGUUUGUUAAGGUGAGUCCGCCAUGGAUAGAUAAGAAACACUAAAGAGUAGACUACAUAUGAACUUGGGUCCCCGACGGGGAGCCGCCCUGAGGAGUGAAACGCUGUGUUGAUGAAACUCACUCCGUCAAGACGUCUGCAGGAGCAACACUCGGCUGGAUUAAUGUCUCCAGGCGCUAUGAACCUCCGAGCAGACGCACCUAUCAGGACCCCGCGGUGCGGGGCUUGUUGAUGUGAGCAUGGACUUAUUUGGGAGCUAUUCCAACAUUAGGUGGAAAAAAUGUUCCUGGAUGCUUUGAAUUCAGUGUUACUCUGCUCCCGAGAAGAACCCACCACGACGAUGGUGUUCAACGAGCGGUCGCCGAGCUAACCUCGACUAGCGAUGGACUUCGGCUACCCGCCCCCCGCGCCCCCCACCCCCUUCUCCGACCCACCGGCCCCGGCCACGAUGUCGGCCACCGAGGGGGGGGUCCUGGACCUGACCGGGUGGUCCCCGGGGGGGAACCUCACCCGGGACAAGCUGUCCCCCAGCCCCCCCCACCCCGUGGCCGCCACCCUGUCCAUGACCCUGGGCAUCGUGUCCAACAUGGUGGCCUUCUUCAUCCUGGCCAAGGCCUACUCCCUCCAACGCCGCCGCUCCAAGGCCACCUUCCUGCUCUUCGCCACCUCGCUGGUGGUCACCGACCUGGCCGGCCACGUGGUCCCGGGGGCGCUGGUGAUGCGGCUCUACCUCUCCGGGGGGGUCCCGUCGGGGGCCUACGAGGCCCCCGACGCGCUGUGCCAGUUCCUCGGCGGCAGCAUGGUGUUCUUCGGCCUCUGCCCGCUCUUCCUCGGCUGCGCCAUGGCGGCCGAGCGCUGCGUGGGUGUGACGCGGCCGCUGCUGCACGCCGCCGUGGUCAGCGGCCGCCGCACCAAGCUGUCCCUGGCCGCCGUGUGGCUGGCGGCGCUGGCCGUGGCCCUGCUGCCCGGGGCCCGGCUGGGCUCCUACGCCUACCAGUACCCGGGGACCUGGUGCUUCAUCAGGGUGCUGGGGGCGGACACCGACGCCGCCGACCUGGCCUUCGUGGCGCUGUUCUCCGGGCUGGGGCUGGGCGCGCUGGCCGUGGCGCUGGUCUGUAACACGGUGAGCGGGGUCACCCUGGUGGCCGCGCGCUGCCGGCGGCGGCCCGGGGCCCACCACUCGGGGGCCAAGUCCCACGACAUUGAGAUGGUGGUGCAGCUGGUGGGCAUCAUGGUCACCUCCUGCAUCUGCUGGAGCCCCCUGCUGGUAUUUGCUCUGAUGACGGUGCUCCGCUCCUACAGGGGGGCUGCGGGCGCCGACCUGGCCACCCACCGGACCCUGAUGGUGGUGGGCGUGCGGCUGGCCUCCUGGAACCAGAUCCUGGACCCCUGGGUGUACAUCCUGCUGCGCCGCACCGUCCUGCGCCGGCUCUACUACCUGCUGAGGGGCCGGGCGGACCCCGUGAGGUCCGGCAGCACGCUGGGGCGCUGGGACCCCGCCAGCUCCAUGCACAGCUCCGAGAAGCACGCGGCCCACCUGGUCAGGGCGGCCAAGUGACGGCCGGACGGA
Gadus chalcogrammus (walleye pollock) is the source of this 1613-nucleotide messenger RNA. RefSeq names its product prostaglandin E receptor 1a (subtype EP1) (gene ptger1a). Gene Ontology annotation, cellular component: plasma membrane. Gene Ontology annotation, molecular function: prostaglandin E receptor activity; thromboxane receptor activity. NCBI's taxonomy places the organism in Eukaryota, Metazoa, Chordata, Actinopteri, Gadiformes, Gadidae. Gene Ontology annotation, biological process: adenylate cyclase-activating G protein-coupled receptor signaling pathway; positive regulation of cytosolic calcium ion concentration; inflammatory response. The record is from RefSeq and is a predicted model, not a curated record. The coding region runs from base 426 to 1601 and encodes 391 amino acids. The transcript has 3 exons.